Messenger RNA from Puccinia triticina, 618 nucleotides. RefSeq lists its product as uncharacterized. The record is from RefSeq and is a predicted model, not a curated record. NCBI's taxonomy places the organism in Eukaryota, Fungi, Basidiomycota, Pucciniomycetes, Pucciniales, Pucciniaceae. The transcript is spliced from 2 exons. Bases 1 to 618 code for a protein of 205 amino acids.
AUGCCGAGCUCCAAAUUGGGAUCUACUGGGCACGAUCCACCCAAUUCUGGACCAGAUGAUGGUGAAGCUGGACCGUCGAUUUCAAACAAUGCUGCCAUGGCAUCUGAGCUUGCGAAACACAACGCAGAAGCAAAGCGCUUGCAAGCCAAGAUUGAGUUACACUCGUCGGCAAUUCAGGAGGCCCAUCGCAAGAUGCUUUCCAGCCAGUCGCUCAGCAAGGCUUAUCAGAACCUUGAAAAGAAUAAGAAGAAGCAGAAAGCUGCCAAAUCUUGCUCUAGUCACCAGAGAAGGCCCCACCAGCCAAUGAGUGGAGACGUCCGUAACCUUGUGGAACGCUCAAUCUUUGAUCAAAACAAGAAACAAACUGAGGUCACCAAAGACUUUCAAAUUUCUGACUGGCAAGUUCGUCAAAUAGUCAGCAAUGCACAAGAGGGGAAACCCGACGCUUCACUGAAUCGCCGUGGGCCUAAGUCCAAGAUCACCAGUGAUAUCUUGGUUUCCAUUCUUCUUCACCUGGAAGAAGACCCAAAAUCGACUCUUUCCGACCUCGCGAAAUUAGUGAAGGAUGAAUUUGAUGUACAAAUAUCCACUCCUGCGAUUCACAAAACACUUAAGUAG